AUGACCAGCGUUGACUUCACUCCCAUAGGUAAACGAAACCCCGGUAGUUUCCAGGUCUUUCACAGCUACGCGCCGCUGCCGGGGUUCAACAAACGCAAUUUGUUUCACCCACUUGAUGAUAACGAAUGCGAUCUAGACGUUAGUAACGACUCCACAAACAUGACCCAGGAGAUGCAAACGGCGCAACGCCAAACGAAGUCCACCAUAGCCCAGCUUCCAUUUGACAAGACCGGCUUGGGUGUUCGAGAAUUGGACGAGCUAAUAAGGAGCUUGAAAAGCGAAAAUGUCGAGUUGCGGAUCAAGUACCGAGACUUGAUUCAAUCGAUCGCAGGAGAUAGAGAUCGAGAUUGUGCAGUGGAAAACGCCGAGCUCAAGAGGGAAAUUGCAAAGUUGAAAACAAAAGACACUCAUAGGCAAGACACUCAUAGGCAAGAAGAAGAAGUGCUGCGAUUAAGCAGGGAGAUUAAAGAGCUAGAAAAAGCGCUUCGUGAUCAAACAAGCGAGUGGAAACUGGAAAAGUCAAAUUUCAAGAGGGUGAUUUCCGAGCUUGAGGAGGAGUUGGAUCAAAAAGAUGCAAAGAUUAGGGAUGUGAUCGCCAAGGCUGCCGAGGACAAUCGCGUGGUGGAGGAAUUGAGUCGUCAAAUCAAAUUGGAAAGUGCCAACCACCAGAAGGAGAUCAGCAAGGUUGAGUCCUUGCUUCACUCUGCCGAGUCGCGGCUUGCUCUGCAGGAAAAGCAGUACAUCAAGGCAGGCUAUGAGAGGUCCGAGGCGUCAUCACUGUUGAGAAGAGAUAAUGCGAAUCUUGCCACAAGACUUGGCAACGUUGAAGCAGAGAAUCGCGACCUUGCCAAAUCAUUGAGAGAUGCGGAGAGAAGACUCGAGAAUGAGAAAUCUGCACACUUUAGUGUACUCAAGGAGAAUGAAGACCUCAAACAGCGUCUAGAAAGCAUAUCGACGACCCGCAAGGACUUGAACGACGACUUGAGACAAGCUCGGGAUAACCAAACAGAACUUGUGAAGCAAAACAAGCAGCUUGAGCUGGCCGUGGAUAAGCUUGAAGAUAGGAACCAACAGUUGCAGCGAGAACUCAAAUCUGCACGCGCUGAUUUUGAACGACAAGCGUCUCAGCAGCAGCAACGAGAGAUGGAAAAGGAAAUAAAGGAGUCGCAACGAGCGGCAAGAGAAUUGGAAUCAAAACUUGAGCGCAAUAAAAAAGCGUUUGAGGCUAAUCUUGACGAGACUGUAUCCAAGCUCAAAGCAGAGCUGGAGGCUUUAAAGACAAAAUUGGCCUUGAAAGAGGAAAAGCUAAGAGAAGCAAUCGACGAUCUUGAGUUGCUCGACAACGCAAACGCAAAGCUCCGCGACACCGUUGCCGAGUUGAAUCACGAACUCAAAGCGCACCAUGUUCACAUUGCUCAACUUAAAUCAAGCAAGACAGUGGAGAGUGACGCCACGAAAGAUGUGGUAAAUGAGCUUUUAAAAGACCUUGAAAAGAUGGAUGCCGAAAACAUGAGACUUGUUGACGCCAAUAAACUGUUGAAAGAUGAGAUGCACAACUACAAUGCCGAAAUUGACCGCCUCCACAAAGUCAUUGCCGAUUUAAAUGCCAAUGCGUCUGAUCGAGAGGAAAUUCUUACCUUGAGAAAAAGGCUUCAGGAGUUGAAAUUUGAAAACCUGGAUCUCCGUGCAAUUGCUGAAGAGGAAAAGAGUCUUUUCGAAGACAACGUGAAGCUCGUUCAGAAAAUAGAGGGCUUACAGGCCAUCAUCAGGCGGCUUGAAGUUCCAGAAGAGUUGACAAAGUAUGAACUUGAUUUGAAAAGAGAGUUGGACUCGAUGAAAUCGCGCAUCAGGACAAGAGAGGACACAGUUGACAACUUGGAAGCCAAGCUUCGACGCGUGCAAAUUGACAAACGCGACAUGGAAGAAGAGUUGUUUCACAAUGAAGAAGAAUACAGGAGUAUGCAAAGAGAGCUUCGGCUGUCGCAGGAAGAAUCGAGAAAGCUCAAACUUGAUUUGGAGGCUGCUUUGGAGAAAUUGGGAAAAUCCCAAGAAGAGUUGCAAUCGUCAAGGGUGGAACUAAAAGCUGCCCAGGAGCUUUCCUUAGAAUUUGAGCAAAAAUGGAAGCUCUCACAAGAGGAACUCGCCAAUGCAAAAAAAGGUCAAGGAAAGGAGCCGGGGGCUAUCUUGGACUAUGUCGAGUUUCAGCUAAGAACAACGCGUGACGAAUUGAUCUCAUCCAAGAAGGAAAUCAGCCAACUUGAACUGAAACACAUCCUAGAGUUGCUGCUGUUGAAAGCCGCGCAUAAAACUCAACAGGAUCAACUCCAAGCAACAAUCGAGCAGCUUGAAAACCAAGUGAAGCAAAAGACCAAGUUGACCGAAAGCGCCCUCCAGGAUUGCAGGAAAUUGGCAAACAAGGUGGCAAACUACCAACUCAACACGAAAAUAGCCCUGGAUAUCGAGCGUUCCGAGUUCCUCCGCAAGGAAAGCAUUUACUUCAAACAGCGGUUCAAGGAUAUCUAUUACAAGGCCAGUGACUUUGAAUUUCUAUACAAUUUUGCAGUUGACAACAUCAAGCGGAGCCAGUUGAGCGAAGGCGCUUCCUACAAAUUGGCCAAGUUGGGACUAUACCCCGAAUACGUGAUUGUUAAACUGAAGCCGAAACUUACUUUUAAAGCUGUUGCCCAGUGUGUGUUGGCUGCAGUUCGAAUGCUGAAACGAGCAGCAGUGGAAAAGAAACGGUUCAAAGAGCUAUUGUAUAUGAAAGGUGAGUUGGACUCUUGCAGGUUAAAGUAUAAGGAAGUAUAG
This is a messenger RNA of Lodderomyces beijingensis, 2808 nucleotides long. The record is from the annotation of a GenBank genome assembly. Lineage: Eukaryota; Fungi; Ascomycota; Pichiomycetes; Serinales; Debaryomycetaceae.